Molecule: messenger RNA, 822 nt
Organism: Haliotis rubra (blacklip abalone)
Lineage: Eukaryota; Metazoa; Mollusca; Gastropoda; Lepetellida; Haliotidae
Exons: 3
Coding region: 49-423 (124 amino acids)
Source: RefSeq, a predicted model, not a curated record
GGCUGGCGCAUCUCACCUCCCUCCGUCCACACGAACUGUCCAGGGAACAUGGCCUCGAAUGAUGUACGUCAGCUCUGUUGCUUCAUAGGUAUAUUUUUGUGUACUUUGUCAGCAGUAAUGUCGCACCCACCAAGCUCUGCCGGUGCCACGGAUACAUUCUCUCUCCCCCGCAGAUCUUUUGAAAAGCAAGCAUAUGACACAAGGUCAGAAGCUAAGAGGUCGUGUGAUGGCUUCCCCUGCAUGUAUUCUCACUUGGGAGCUAAAGCCGGCCGUCAAGCGCUGAUGAGAACAUUGAUGAGUAUAAUAGACGAUUGUGCUGUCGAUCCAUCCUGCUCACCUGGUCGGCGAAGAAGAAAACGGAUGGUGAUGAAUUCAGUACGGCGGCUGUUUUUUGAAGGAGUAUGUCACAAGUCUUUGACAUGAUUUUGUGUUCAUAAAACAUGAAGACUGACAUUCAGGUCCUUCGGUGUGGUUAUGACGGGAUUUAUACCUCUUCUUGUUCUACCAUUCUUCAGUUUGCUUUAAUAUACUUACCAUCAUAUGAAAUCAUAUUUUCCAAUUAUCUUACACACAUUCGUACUCCGUCAGAUACUACUGCAAGGGAGUAUUUCCACCAGAUUCCUUGUAUACAGCAGUACAAAGGACCGUUAGAUCAUUCACCAAGAUGGUUAUCUCUUCGAGAAAUACUCAGUUAUACUCCAGAAAUACUUUAUUUCACUAUGUUAUGUUUAACCUUUUUUUCCUGGGGAACUUAACAUUAGCGAACAUCGAGGUGUUCUAUGUUUCAUAAACUCUGUUCUAAAUAAAUGCUUGAUCAUGUUA